GCGCGAAGGCCUAGCUUGGCUGGUAUCCGGUGUCCUUGGUUUCGGUCACAGUUUGCCCGGCUUCAUCACCAUGCAGUCUGUCCGUGGGUUCCUGGCUCUCCGCCGGUCGGUACUGGGUCACGUACGAAGCUAUGCCGAGGCAGCCCCCGCUGGGUCACCGGUCAUGAGCUUUACGUUUGCCUCCCCUAGCCAGGUGUUUUAUAAUGGUGCUGCUGUAAAACAAGUGGACGUUCCCACAACAACAGGAAUGUUCGGCAUCCUUUCCAAUCAUGUCCCAACGCUACAGGUUCUUAGGCCCGGUCUUGUUACAGUGUUCAGUGAUGAUGGAACAGCAACCAAAUACUUUGUGAGCAGCGGUUCAGUGACUGUGAAUGCAGACUCUUCUGUCCAAGUACUGGCUGAAGAAGCGGUGACCCUGGACAUGCUGGAUCCCAGUACAGCAAAGUCAAACCUGGAAAAGGCACAGGCAGCGCUGCAGAGCACAGCAGAUGAGGUGGCAAAGGCAGAAGCUCAGAUUAAUGUGGAAGCCUGUGAAGCCAUCGUUAAAGCUCUGGAAUAAGGCAGGACUUCAGCCUCUCGUACAACACUGUUUCCAGCCGCCGUCCCCCCAAAUAAAAAAAAUAAAUUAA
Molecule: messenger RNA, 629 nt
Organism: Pseudophryne corroboree (corroboree frog)
Lineage: Eukaryota; Metazoa; Chordata; Amphibia; Anura; Myobatrachidae
Gene: ATP5F1D
Product: ATP synthase F1 subunit delta
Exons: 5
Coding region: 71-559 (162 amino acids)
Biological process (GO): proton motive force-driven ATP synthesis
Molecular function (GO): proton-transporting ATP synthase activity, rotational mechanism
Source: RefSeq, a predicted model, not a curated record